UCCAUUUGCCGCCUGUCCUGCUGCAUGCGGGAGGCUGGGAACUUUGUUCCAGAGGAUGUGGCUGUAACAGCUUCGGGGCUUGUGGUGGUUAGCGACCUCAUCCAUGGGGCUGUCCAUGCUCUUCAGCACACUCCCCGGGACCCUCAGGGGCACUGGGUGACGGUGGGCACAUUCCUGUCCCCUCGAGGGCUGGCUGUGGAUGCCCUUGGCCGAUUCCUGGUGACAGAUUAUGUGCGUGGGGCUGUGCACAGCUUCACAUUGGGCCCUACUUGGGAGCCCUUGGCCCCAGCCUCAGUGCUGGGUCUGGAGGGCCCUUGCUGGGUGAGCCCAGAGCCUGACGGGGGCCUUGUUGUGAGCGAGGAGUUUGGGGAUGUGUGGCUGUUUGGCAGUGCCUGCCAGCCCCUGGGCUCCCUGGGGGCCCUGAGGGGGCAUACCUUUGGUCGCCCAGCAGGGGUGUGCUCUGAUUCAGAGGGCAGUGUUAUUGUGGCUGAUGAACAGAGGCGCCAGGUGACCCUGUUUCCCAGGGCUGGGACGCCUAUCUGUUUGUUGUCAGAGGGGCUGAAGCGACCCUUGGCUGUGGCCUGUUCACCCCAGGGCCACCUUGUGGUGGGAGAUGCGGGGGACAACCACAUCAAGGUGUACCAGUAUCUUGGGAGUUGGCCUGAUGAUAGGCGGUAAGGGCAGGCCUCACCAUGCCUGGCCAGCCUGAGGCUAUGAAGCACCAUGGGAGGCUGGUGGGCUCUUCUGGGGCUACUGGCCAUGCUUCAUGACUCUGAGCCCCCAUUAUUCCCAGACCUGGUCCUUUUGGUGAGUACUUGCAUCUCAUCCACAGCCAGAGAUUAGCUGCCUUUCAAGCUUCCUCUACAAAUCUCCUAAACUGGGCCCUCUCUGUGUCUUCAUCCAGUGUGCCCCGGCCCUGCACUCAGCAUACCCUAUCCACUCAGACCCUGGCUUGCUGACUCAGGUCUCAGGAAGCCUGGGCUUUCAUGCUGGCAGUAGAGGCUGGAGGUCCUUGGUGUGGUAGGCUGCCUGCCAGCACAUACCAGGGAGGAAUCCUAAUCAGAGGCAGGCAGGGUGGGUGUGGCUGGGCUGGGAGGCUUGGGGCAGGGGUGUGGUCCCUCAGUGUCCCCCAACCUCAGAGGCACCCACAGUACUGAGUUUUCAGCAGCUUUUCUGGGUUGAGCAGAGGUAAGGAGGAGGCAGAACAGAGGGGCAAACUUUGAGGUAAUUUGGGAAGCACAUGGCUGGGUCUGGAGUCUCAGUGCCCGCUCCUCCACUCCCCCAUGUGAAACCAUUUUGAAGACUGUCUGAGUCUUCAAUUCUCUGCAAAUUGCAUCCAAAAAGCUCCAGGUGCACGGGGCAGGAAGGUUGGGAGGUUCUAGGUAGCACAGGUCCUGAGUAGCCUUCCUCUGAGGACAGACUUCUGGUGCUUUAAAAAAAAAGGAGAAAAACCAUGGCCUUUUCUCCCAUGUUACAACUGGGAAAAUGAGACUUGAAAGGGGACAAGUGUGGGGUGGGUGCUUGGGGGUUUUACUCAGCAGUCUGCGAACCUGUGAGGGGUCUUCAUUGCCUUGCCCGGCCCCUGCAGGCUGUGAGGUGGCGCUCCAUCUAUCACCAGGACACUGACAUCUGUGGUUACACCUGUUGAGAUUUUCUCAAUAUGUCCGGGCCCCUGUGGGUGGGGGAUUAAAUGGGCAGAUGUAGAAAGCAAGGAGAGUAGGUGCACAAUAAAUGUUAGAAGCUGC
This is a messenger RNA of Ictidomys tridecemlineatus (thirteen-lined ground squirrel), 1745 nucleotides long. RefSeq names its product NHL repeat containing 4 (gene Nhlrc4). Lineage: Eukaryota; Metazoa; Chordata; Mammalia; Rodentia; Sciuridae. Gene Ontology annotation, molecular function: protein binding. Gene Ontology annotation, cellular component: cytoplasm. The record is from RefSeq and is a predicted model, not a curated record.